AUGCCCAGCGCAUCGGGGGCCGCAGUGGUCGAACAAACACAACUUCAGCAAAGCAUUUUCAACGCGCCACCACCGGGAUCCGUUGCUCCUGCAAAACCACCUGCUGCUGUUGACCAUGUCAUGAAUGACGCGGGUACGCCAGAAAGCCGCGGUCAAAAGCGAGGACGAGAAGACGAGGACGAAGGCGAGGAGAGCGAAAGCGACGUGGCAAUGGAGGAGGACAGUGACGACGAAUGA
Molecule: messenger RNA, 237 nt
Organism: Metarhizium acridum CQMa 102
Lineage: Eukaryota; Fungi; Ascomycota; Sordariomycetes; Hypocreales; Clavicipitaceae
Source: RefSeq, a predicted model, not a curated record